Messenger RNA from Austrofundulus limnaeus, 1403 nucleotides. It is a transcript of the gene josd2, whose product is annotated as Josephin domain containing 2. Gene Ontology annotation, molecular function: cysteine-type deubiquitinase activity. The transcript has 5 exons. The record is from RefSeq and is a predicted model, not a curated record. Bases 361 to 909 code for a protein of 182 amino acids. Gene Ontology annotation, biological process: protein deubiquitination. NCBI's taxonomy places the organism in Eukaryota, Metazoa, Chordata, Actinopteri, Cyprinodontiformes, Rivulidae.
CGUUACAGAUUUCUGCGCAACGUGGAAAACAUGUUUGAGCUUUGCAUGUUUAACCACAAUAAUGUAGUUGUUUAUUUAUACUUAUUACAUUUGUAAUUGUGACAGUUGGGUUUACUUAAAUGGAUGGUAUUAAGUGUAGUGGCGUGUACGCGGACUCCGCUAAAUAACAACAACAGUUCCAUUUCCGGUUUCUGGAAGUAGCCAUCAGUCUCCAGCAUCGUUUUAGGAAAUCGCUUUAUCAGCAGACCUGCUGGCUUCACUUGGCUUUUGUUGGUUGAGAGCAGCUCACUUCGCCGCUGUUCGCCUCGCCGUCAACAUCCGGACAGAGAGUGGAAACAGCGAGGUUGUCACGGUUACGAUAUGAGCGAAGGAGAGGUGUUUCAUGAGAAGCAACGACUGGAGCUGUGCGCCAUUCAUGCUCUCAACAACGUGCUCCAGGAGCGGGUGUUCACCAAGGAGACGGCCGACGACAUCUGUAAACGGCUGGCUCCACAGUGUGUGGUGAACCCCCACCGCUCUGUGCUGGGCACAGGAAACUAUGACGUUAACGUCAUCAUGGCCGCUCUACAGAGCAGGGAACUGGCAGCGGUGUGGUGGGACAAACGCAGGACGGUCCAAAGCCUUUGCAUGUCAAAGGUCCAGGGCUUCAUCCUCAAUGUCCCCUCACGAGUAUCUUUGGGCAUCAUGUCCCUCCCGCUCCGUCGGCGCCAUUGGCUGGCGGUCCGGCAAGUUAACGGGCAGUACUACAACCUGGACUCCAAACUGAAGAGUCCUGUCUGCAUCGGAGGAGAGGCAGAGCUACGGACGUUUCUCAGUGAGCAGCUUUCUCAGGAUGUGGCAGAGAUGCUCCUGGUUGUCCAACGGGAGGUGGAGGAGGACGGUUCGUGGCUAAACUCCGACAGGGAGUGACGCUUUGUGUGUGUGUGUGUGUGUGUGUGUGUGUGUGUGUGUGUGUGUGUGUGNGUGUGUGUGUGUGUGUGUGUGUGUGUGUGUGUGUGUGUGUGUGUGUGUGUGUGUGUAAAGAACUCAACUCCUUUGGGAAAAAGACAGACUUUGUUAAACUUCAGGGAAUGCACAUUUUAAUAGUUCUACACAAACACAUAAGAGGAAAAUCCAAAGAGGAGCAGAGGCUGAAGUUGACUCCUGAAAUGAAGAAGAUCUGAUUGUUCUGACCCGUUUACCUCCAUUGUCUAUCUUUCUCUUGGUACUUUAGUUUUAAAGCUGAGCAGGAACACCAAAGCUGACAGAAGUUUAAGGAAAGUUUGAGGGAAAAAAACAAGCAUGUUGUGAAAAAAGACUGAACUGGUCACAGUGGUUCUCAGAUAAUUGAAAAUGAAAUGAAUGAUCAUUAAGACUUGGGUCAUUAGAAACACUAAUAAUCAUAAAAUGUCAUGUUUAUUGAA